Messenger RNA from Lacerta agilis (Sand lizard), 955 nucleotides. Its product is annotated as proline-rich protein 4-like. The coding region runs from base 52 to 861 and encodes 269 amino acids. Lineage: Eukaryota; Metazoa; Chordata; Lepidosauria; Squamata; Lacertidae. The record is from RefSeq and is a predicted model, not a curated record. The transcript has 2 exons.
UCCUCCACAGACGAUUACCAGCCUGUUGGGUCUAGUCCAUACUCCCAGGAGAUGUAUCCUCCCCAGAAUAGAGAUGGUCAAGAUUCCUGUGAUGACUAUGGCGCAUCAGUGUGUUCCGAGCCAUUGUCUGCUCCAUCGGGAGCAUCAUGUGACCCCUAUCACUCUAUGAGCUCAAGCUCUGUGGUGGACUGCUGUGGCACAUCAUCGCAGCAAUACUGUCCUCCUGCACAACAGUAUUGCCCUCCCGUCCAAAAGUACUGUCCUCCUGCCCAAAAGUACUGCCCUCCUGUACAAAAAUACUGCCCACCCCAGCAGAAAUAUUGUCCCCCGGCCCAAAAGUACUGCCCUCCAGUCCAAAAAUGCUGCCCGCCUCAGCAGAAAUAUUGUCCUCCGGCCCAAAAGUACUGCCCUCCAGUCCAACAGUACUGCCCACCCCAGCAGAAAUAUUGCCCCCCGGCCCAAAAGUACUGCCCUCCAGUCCAAAAAUGCUGCCCACCCCAGCAGAAAUAUUGUCCCCCGGCCCAAAAGUACUGCCCUCCAGUCCAACAGUACUGCCCGCCCCAGCAGAAAUAUUGUCCCCCGGCCCAAAAGUACUGCCCUCCAGUCCAAAAUUGCUGCCCGCCCCAGCAAAAAUAUUGCCCUCCUGUGCAACAGUGCUGCCCUCCGGUUCAGAAAUGCUACCCACCCAAGCAGAAGUACUGCCCUCCCGUCCAACGGUACUGCCCUCCAGUCCAACAGUACUGCCCUCCAGUCCAGACAUACUGCCCACCGCCUCAGCAGACCUACACACCGGUUCGAGAGCCCGAGAUCUGCCAAAUACAGCAAGUCUGCCAAGCUCCACCACAUCUUCUGAAGAAGUAGCUACGGAUAUAGAUAAAGGCAAACGGGCUCACGAGGACAUUUGUCAUCCGUCUAGAAAUGUUGUUCCUUUCCUUCCUUCUUGUGGUCCCCACGA